Molecule: messenger RNA, 615 nt
Organism: Clonostachys byssicola
Lineage: Eukaryota; Fungi; Ascomycota; Sordariomycetes; Hypocreales; Bionectriaceae
Source: the annotation of a GenBank genome assembly
AUGUCUGUGCCAAAGAAUUGGCCCCCUCACCUACCCUAUUUGACAGCCCCUCUACUCCAACCCAAAGUCCUCUCGCCUUCACAAAUAUCUCUACUCCAGACCAAACCAGCAUCAUCCUCCGAGACGGAGAUCAUCCCAUCCUCGGCCACGCCGUCGCCAUGCCCGCUCGUCAGAAUCCAGCCCAUCCACGAUGCCGGCCACUCCGCCAACGGCCAGUUCGGCCUCUUCGCCGCCCGGGACCUGAAGCCGGGCACGUUCAUCGUCGCGUACCUGGGCCGGGUGCAUCCAAGCAGCACGACGGACCCGGAGAGCGACUACGACCUGUGGCUGGACAGGGACGCCGACCUGGCCGUCGACGCUUCGAGGGAGGGCAACGAGGCGAGGUUCGUGAACGACUACCGCGGGGUCAAGGCGAGGCCGAACGCCGAGUUCGGCACGGCGUGGUGCGAGCGCUGGAGGCAGCUCUGCGUGGGGUUCUGGGUGGUUGGGCGCGCGGCGGGGAAGGGGAAGCAGGUUGGGAUUAGGAAGGGGGAGGAGAUACUCGUGAGUUAUGGUAAGGGCUUCUGGGGUGUGCGGAUGGCGGAGGCGGAGGCUGAUGCUGGGCUGGAGGGUUGA